This is a messenger RNA of Parnassius mnemosyne (clouded apollo), 471 nucleotides long. NCBI's taxonomy places the organism in Eukaryota, Metazoa, Arthropoda, Insecta, Lepidoptera, Papilionidae. The record is from the annotation of a GenBank genome assembly.
AUGGUGCGUUUUAAAAACAGAUAUAUAACUGUUGAAAUUACAUCUCCUUUGAUACCAGAAAAUAAGCCUCUAGCUUUAAAAUCAAAAAUAUUUCAUGACACAGUACUUGAUAAAAUACAACAAUUACAUGGUGACUUUGGAAUAUCAGCUGUUAGAACUGGUUUCCUAACAAAAUAUUGCAAUGAAAAUACUCGAAUAGCAAUUCUAAGAUCAAGACAUGGGCCGCACAAGUUCGUCACUAGUAGUUUACCAUUCAUUACCAAAAUUGGUAAACUGGAUGUAAGUUUACGAACUCUACAUAUUGGAGCAACUUUAAAACACAGUUUCAAAUAUAUUCUUAAACAUCAAAGAAAUUACCUGGAUUCAAUGUGGUCUAAGUUAAAAACAGAUGAAGAAAGAAAAACACUUGAAGCUGCUGUAAUGGAUUUUACUAAGACAGAUGUUUCAAUAAAUAUACAAAAUAUUGCCUAA